Oncorhynchus keta (chum salmon) is the source of this 7211-nucleotide messenger RNA. It is a transcript of the gene dock7, whose product is annotated as dedicator of cytokinesis 7. Lineage: Eukaryota; Metazoa; Chordata; Actinopteri; Salmoniformes; Salmonidae. Gene Ontology annotation, biological process: positive regulation of GTPase activity; small GTPase-mediated signal transduction; axonogenesis. Bases 121 to 6621 code for a protein of 2166 amino acids. Gene Ontology annotation, molecular function: guanyl-nucleotide exchange factor activity. The record is from RefSeq and is a predicted model, not a curated record. The transcript is spliced from 51 exons.
AGGGUGUGUUCGUGUGCGCCUGCUUUAGGAGGUUUACGGUGGCUAUUCCCAGUCUCUUUUUUUCCAGCAGCUGAGAGUAGUGGAAAGCCUGUGAAUCCAAGCACAUCAGCGGCUACAGCUAUGGCUGAGCGCCGCGCAUUCGCCCAAAAAAUCAGCAGAACUGUAGCAGCCGAGGUGAGAAAACAGAUCGCUGGUCAGUAUGGGGGCUCCCCACAGCUCCUCAAGAACCUCAACGUGGGUGCCGCCGCCAGCAACACCGUUCCUCUCACAGAGGCGGUGGAGCCGGUGGACUUUGAGGAGUACCUCAUCACCCAUCCCCCCAUCAUCGAGUCGGGCCCCCUGAGGGACCUUAUCGAUUUCCCCCCGGAUGACAUCGAAGUGGUAUACACCCCCAGAGAGUGUCGUACCGUGGGACAGGCCGUGCCUGAGGAAGGGGACAAUGACGCCCACGUCAGAGAUUGUGUCAGGUCCUACACUGAGGACUGGGCCAUCGUCAACAGAAAAUACCAUAAGCUUGGUACAGGAUUUAACCCUAACACCCUGGACAGGCAGAAGGAGAGGCAGAAAGGCCUGCCCAAACAGGUGUUUGAGGCCGAUGAGAUGCCAGACGUUAGCACUUACCAGGACGACCAGGAUGAUCUGAAGCGUAGGUCCAUGUCCAUAGAUGACACCCCGCGUGGCAGUUGGGCCUGUAGUAUCUUUGACCUGAAGAACUCUGUCCCUGACGCCGUCCUGCCCCACCUGCUUGACCGGGCCCCCAAUGAGGAGAUAGACCGCCACAAUGAGGAGCACCGCAAGUCCCACCGCCACCGUGAGCUCUUCGCCCUGCACCCCGCCCUCGAUGAGGAAGAACCCAUAGAGCGCCACUGUGUGCCUGACGUCCCGAAGGAACAUUUUGGCCAGAGGCUACUCGUCAAGUGCUUGUCCUUGAAGUUUGAGAUUGAAAUUGAGCCCAUAUUCGCCUGUUUGGCCUUAUAUGAUGUCAAGGAAAAGAGAAAGAUAUCGGAAAACUUCUUCUUUGACCUGAACUCAGAGCAGACUAAAGGGAUGCUGCGCCCCCACAUCCAGACAGCCGCCAUCUCUACUCUCGCCCGCUCCGCAAUUUUCUCCAUUACAUACCCCUCCCAGGAUGUCUUCCUCGUCAUACAGCUGGAGAAGGUGUUGCAGCAGGGAGACAUAGGAGAAUGUGCAGAACCGUACAUGGUCUUCAAAGAGUCUGAUGCAGCCAAAAACAAAGAAAAGUUGGACAAGUUGCGGAGCCAGUCGGAGCAAUUCUGCACACGUCUGGGUCGGUACCGGAUGCCCUUCGCCUGGACAGCCAUCCACCUGAUGAACAUUGUGAACAGCGCCGGCAGUCUGGAGAGAGACACUGAGCUGGAGAUGGGACUUCCAGAGAGGAAAGGGUCGUGGUCUGAGAGGAGGAACUCUAGUAUCGGCGGACGGCGCUCAUUAGAGAGAACCACCAGUGGAGAGGAAUCAUGUAGCCUGACCAGCUUCAGACCUGCAACCCUCACCGUCACCAAUUUCUUCAAACAGGAGGGAGACAGACUGAGUGAUGAGGACCUGUAUAAGUUCCUGGCUGACAUGAGGAGGCCGUCUUCAGUGCUGAGGAGACUGAGGCCAAUCACAGCCCAGCUGAAGAUCGACAUAUCCCCGGCCCCAGAGAACCCCCACUACUGCUUGACCCCUGACCUCCAGCAGGUCAAGCCCUACCCAGACAGCAGGGUUCGACCCACCAGAGAGAUACUGGAGUUCCCCCCCAGGGAUGUAUACGUACCCAACACUACCUACAGGAACCUACUGUAUGUGAACCCACACAGCCUGAACUUCGCCAACCGUCAAGGCUCUGCCCGGAACAUCACAGUGAAAGUACAGUUUAUGAACGGGGAGGACCCCAACAACGCUAUGCAGGUGAUUUUUGGGAAGUCCAGCUGUGGAGACUACACCAGAGAGGCAUACACUGCCGUGGUGUAUCAUACCAGGUCCCCGGACUUCCAUGAUGAGGUGAAGAUCAAGCUGCCGGCCUCUCUGACUGACCACCACCAUGUCCUGUUCACCUUCUACCAUGUCAGCUGCCAGCAGAAACAGAACACCCCCCUGGAAACCCCUGUGGGAUACACGUGGAUCCCCAUGCUUCAGAAUGGACGCCUGCGUACAGGAAGCUUCUGUCUGCCGGUGUCUCUAGAGAAACCUCCCCAGUCCUACUCGGUUCUCUCCCCUGACGUUCCUCUUCCUGGGAUGAAAUGGGUGGAUAACCACAGAGGCGUGUUCAACGUUGAAGUGACAUCAGUCUCCACCGUCCACACACAGGACCAGUACCUGGAUAAGUUCUUUGCGUUGGUGCAUGCCCUGGACGAGCACAUGUUCCCUGUGCGGAUUGGAGACGUGCGCAUCAUGGAGAAUAACCUGGAGGCGGAGCUAAAGUCCAGCAUCGCAGCACUAAACUCCUCCCAGCUGGAGCCCAUCGUCCGAUUCCUCCACCUCCUAUUGGACAAGCUGGUGGUGCUGGUGGUGCGGCCGCCUGUCAUCGCAGGACAGAUAGUGAAUCUGGGCCAGGCCUCGUUCGAGGUGAUGGCCUCCAUAGUGAAUCGGCUCCACAAGUACCUAGACACCAGUCAGGACAUGCACGGCAGAAACAGUCUGCUCUCCUCUUAUAUAUACUACGUCUUCAGACUGCCCAACAUGGACCCCAACUUCCCCUCACCAGGUCCUGGAGGGCUGGGUGGUUCAGUCCACUAUGCCACCAUGGCCAGGUCAGCCCAGCGACCAGCUAGCCUAAACCUCAACCGCUCCCGUAGCCUUAGCAACAGUAACCCGGACAUCUCCGGAACACCCACGUCCCCUGACGACGAGGUCCGCUCCAUCAUCGGCAGUAAGGGUCUAGACCGCUCCAACUCCUGGGUGCACACCAUGGGGUGUAAGAGCACCCCCUGGGGAUCCAGCCCUGUCUCUGAUACUGACACCAUGCAGGCCAUGGAGCGCUGUGGCAACCGCAUGUCUUCGCACACUGAGAGCACCAGUUUCUUGCAAACUUUAACAGGACGGUUACCCACCAAAAAGUUGUUCCAUGAGGAACUGGCACUACAGUGGGUGGUAAGCAGUGGCAGCGUCAGAGAGGGAGCUCUCCAACAGGCCUGGUUCUUCUUCGAGCUCAUGGUGAAGAGCAUCAUCCAUCACCUGUACUUCACCGACCGGCUGGAGUCGCCCAGGAAGAACCGUUUCCCCGAGCGCUUCAUGGAUGACAUCACAGCCCUGGUCAGCACCAUUGCUGGGGACAUUGUCUCACGCUUUCAGAAGGACCUGGAGCUGGUGGAACGUCUUAACACUAGCCUGGCCUUCUUCCUGAAUGACCUGCUGUCUGUCAUGGACCGAGGCUUCGUCUUCUCCCUCAUAAAGACCUACUGGAAACAGGUCUCCACUAAGCUGUACAUGCUGCAGAACCCCACUCUGGAGUCUCUGAGGCUGGACUUACUGAGGAUCGUCUGCAGCCACGAGCACUAUGUCACCCUUAACCUGCCCUGCAGCCUGCUCACGCCUCCCGCCUCGCCAUCUCCCAGCGUGUCCUCCGCAACCUCGCAGAGCUCAGGCUUCUCCACCCAUGCGCAGGACCAGAAGAUAGCCAACAUGUUCGAGCUGUCUGUUCCCUUCAGAGAGCAGCACUACCUGGCUGGACUGGUGCUGUCUGAGCUGGCUGUCAUCCUGGACCCAGAGGCCGAAGGGAUGUUUGGCUUACAUAAGAAGGUGGUCAGUGUGGUACAUAACUUGCUGUCCAGCCAUGACUCCGACCCCCGCUACGCUGACCCCGAGGUCAAGGCCCGCGUCGCCACGCUCUACCUGCCGCUCAUCGGCAUCGUCAUGGAAACACUUCCCCAGCUUCACGACUUCACAGAGUCCCAUAACCAGUGGGGUCGUCCCGGCGGUGCUCAGGGGGCCGCGGGUGGGGCCGGGGGGGACGAGUCUGGAGAGGACGGCAACAGCAUGAUCAGUCAGACAGUUGCCAUGGCAAUAGCAGGGACUUCCGCUCCGAUAUCUCGUCCCAGCAGCUUCCUGCUCAACCCACAGGCCAGCCGUCAGCAUGGCACCUUCUCAGCAGAGUCCAGCCGCAGCCUGUUGAUCUGUCUGUUGUGGGUUCUGAAGAAUGCUGAUGAGUGUGUCCUACAGAAGUGGUUCUCUGACCUGUCUGUCUCCCAGCUCAAUCGUCUGCUGGACAUGCUCUACCUAUGUGUCUCCUGCUUCGAGUACAAGGCCCAUGUUGUGUUCACCAUGCAGGGGAAGAAGGCCUUUGAGCGCAUGAACAGCCUAACCUUCAAGAAGUCCAAGGACAUGAAGGUCAAGCUGGAGGAGGCCAUACUGGGGAGUAUCGGGGCACGGCAGGAGAUGGUCCGUCGCAGCAGGGGACAGCUGGGUACACUAGAGAGGAGUCCAUCAGGCAGUGCCUUUGGCAGCCAGGAGAACCUACGCUGGAGGAAAGACAUGACACACUGGCGCCAGAACAGCGAGAGGAUGGACAAGAGCCACAGAUCACUCAGGUUUAGAGACAGCGUCCUACUACGCAACCCAGGGAGUCGAACCAAAACCCAAACCCAGGAGCCUUUAGUUGUUAGAACCAGAGCGGAGCUGGAGCACGAAGCACUUAUUGAUGGUAACCUGGCAACCGAGGCAAACCUGAUCAUUCUGGACACUCUGGAGAUCAUCGUUCAGACUGUGUCUGUGACAGAGUCUAAGGAGAGUAUCCUGGGUGGAGUGUUGAAGGUGCUCCUCCACAGCAUGGCCUGUAACCAGAGUGCCCUCUACCUGCAGCACUGCUUUGCUACACAGAGGGCUCUCGUCUCAAAGUUCCCCGAACUGCUGUUUGAGGAGGAAACAGAGCAGUGUGCUGACCUGUGUCUGCGUCUGCUGAGGAACUGUAGCAGCAGUAUCGGCACCAUCCGAGCCCACGCCUCCGCUUCACUCUACCUGCUCAUGAGGCAGAACUUUGAGAUCGGCAACAAUUUUGCACGUGUCAAGAUGCAGGUGACCAUGUCCCUGUCCUCCCUGGUGGGAACGUCUCAGAACUUCAACGAGGAAUUCCUCCGACGUUCCCUGAAGACCAUCCUGACCUACGGAGAGGAAGAUCUGGAACUCCGGGAGACCACCUUCCCUGAUCAGGUUCAGGACCUGGUGUUCAACCUCCACAUGAUCCUGUCUGAUACAGUCAAGAUGAAGGAGCACCAGGAGGACCCAGAGAUGCUCAUAGACCUCAUGUACAGGAUCGCUAAGGGUUACCAGACGUCUCCAGACCUGCGUCUGACGUGGCUGCAGAACAUGGCGGGUAAACACUCUGAGAGGACCAAUCACGCGGAGGCAGCCCAGUGUCUGGUGCACAGCGCCGCCCUGGUGGCAGAAUACCUCAGCAUGCUGGAGGACCGCAAGUACCUGCCGGUCGGCUGUGUCACCUUCCAGAACAUCUCUUCCAACGUGCUUGAGGAGUCAGCAGUGUCUGAUGACGUGGUGUCUCCUGAUGAAGAGGGUAUCUGCUCUGGGAAAUACUUCACUGAGGCUGGCCUGGUGGGGCUGCUGGACCAGGCUGCUUCCUCCUUCUCCAUGGCUGGUAUGUACGAGGCGGUGAACGAGGUGUACAAGGUACUGAUCCCCAUUCACGAGGCCAGCCGGGACGCCAAGAAGCUGGCCACCAUACAUGGUAAACUACAGGAAGCCUUUGGCAAAAUCGUACACCAGAGUACUGGCUGGGAGAGAAUGUUUGGUACGUACUUCAGAGUGGGAUUGUACGGUUCUAAAUUCGGGGACUUGGAUGAGCAGGAGUUUGUGUACAAAGAGCCUGCCAUCACCAAGCUGGCUGAGAUCUCACACCGACUCGAGGGGUUUUAUGGCGAGCGCUAUGGAGAAGACCAGGUGGAAGUCAUUAAGGACUCCAAUCCUGUGGACAAGUGCAAACAGGACCCAAAUAAGGCUUAUGUCCAGAUCACGUACGUGGAGCCGUACUUCGACACAUACGAGAUGAAGGACCGCAUCACGUACUUCGACAAGAACUACAACCUGCGGCGGUUUGUCUACUGCACACCGUUCACACUGGACGGGCGGGCGCACGGGGAUCUGCACGAUCAGUUCAAACGCAAAACCAUCCUGACCACAUCCCACGCCUUUCCCUACAUCAAGACCCGCAUCAACAUCAUUCACAAAGAGGAGAUCAUCUCUAUGCCCAUCGAGGUGGCCAUAGAGGAUAUGCAGAAGAAGACCGGAGAGCUGGCCUUCGCUACCCACCAGGACCCAUCGGAUGCCAAGAUGCUGCAGAUGGUGCUGCAGGGGUCAGUGGGGACUACCGUCAACCAGGGACCUCUGGAGGUGGCCCAGGUGUUCCUGUCAGAGAUCCCCAGUGAUCCUAAACUCUACAGACACCACAACAAACUACGCCUCUGCUUCAAAGACUUCACCAAGAGGUGUGAAGAUGCCCUGCGUAAAAAUAAGAGUCUGAUUGGUCCAGACCAGAAGGAGUACCAGAGGGAGUUGGAGAGGAACUACCAUCGCCUGAAGGAGGCGCUACAACCACUCAUCUGCAGAAAGAUACCCCAGCUUUAUAAACCUGUGCUGCAGGUCAACUCUCACAGCAAACGGACAGCUUGACCAGAGAUUCCUUCAGCAGAAUGAGUCUUCGCAAGCUUGAACUUUGAAGAUGAAGAGAAUUGAAGGAUCACAACCUUAAUUUAUUAAUGUGUAAAUACUGAUGGUCAGUGUCUUGAGAAAAGUCAGUGUUCCCCAUAGAAGGAAAGCUCAAGUGUUACUACGAAGUCGGUACAUCAUUCCAGUGUCUUAUUCGUUUACAGGCAGCCUGUUACGCAAUCAGUGGGUUUAACAAAGUGGAACUUACUAUGUACGAUGUGUCAAAUCUGUAUACAUAUUUCAUGUGUGCACCUUUUUUUCAUUACAUUUUAUGACUUGAAAGUUUAUUUAAUCCAAAACAAGAAAAAAAACAAGCAAAAUAUGUGCUACCACUCUUUAUCAUAAUGCUUUAUUUUUAGUGAAGAUACUUUUGUCUAAAGUUAAGGAAAUGUUUUAAACAUCAUGAAUUGUUUUAUGUAGUUUUUGUUUACUUUAAGUAUUUUACUAAAUCAAUAUUUUAAUGUCCAAUGGAUGCAUUGGUAUUUUCUUUGUGAUGGGAGGUUAAUGGAAUAUGGGUUUCCAUGGUUACAUAUAAACAAAUUGACUUAAUUCAA